Zychaea mexicana is the source of this 4615-nucleotide messenger RNA. RefSeq lists its product as uncharacterized. Gene Ontology annotation, molecular function: protein kinase activity; ATP binding. The record is from RefSeq and is a predicted model, not a curated record. The transcript has 4 exons. NCBI's taxonomy places the organism in Eukaryota, Fungi, Mucoromycota, Mucoromycetes, Mucorales, Lichtheimiaceae. Gene Ontology annotation, biological process: protein phosphorylation. Bases 278 to 4351 code for a protein of 1357 amino acids.
CACACACACACACACACACACACACACUUACACACUUACACACACACCCAGAGAGCCUUUUUCUCUCGCUCUUUUUUCUCUUUUCCACUUGGCUCUCACCUCUUUCACCUUCACUCACUCACACUUUUCUUAUUUGGUGAUUGACUGUGUGAGAAAAGGCUUCUUUGUGUUUUAGCAGCAAGCCAAGUUUUGGGUCCGCACCCGCACCUAUCAUCUUUCUUAAGCCAACUAUCCUCUUUACUCUACAUUUUGCUUCUCGACUUGUCCAUUGCAAACAAUGACAACGAGAAAAGUUCGGUGGAACAAUCCAGAUGUCGACUCCAAUGGGCCCGGUCCGACCGAAAUUGAACAGCAGCACGACGAUGAUCAUCAACAACAACAACAACAACAACCCAACGAACCCUCAUGGCCGCCCUACGCCGUAAUGUACCCAAUGUCAAAACCACCUGUGCGCCACAGCAAAAGCAACAUUAGCAGCGAGUUUAGUAGCAUGACGAGUGAAGAAGAAGAAGAAGAAGAAGAAGAAGAAGAGGACGAGGACGAGGACGAGUAUGACCAGGACGACGUGUACGACAACAGCGACGAAGAAAAUGACGACCAAGACAAAGACCCAACACUCUAUCAGCAUCCAUCCAUUGCCCCAGAUAUGAUGCACGAACGCAUGGAAUGGCAACACAUGCUCCAUUCAGUGCUUAUGGGCGAAGUCAUCAAAUCCGAGAAAAAGCGACUGCUCAGUACCGACCAAAUCAAGCAUCAGAAGCCAAUCUCGGAAAUCUGGGUCUCAAUACGCGCGCUGCUGCGAGGACGCAUCCUCGACGAAGAACGCAAAUGUUUGGAAGAGGGGCGACGCGAGAUUGAACAGGUGCUGCAAAUGAUUCUGCAGUUCACAGUCGAGAGUGAUUCAGACAUGAAGCCGCUCGACCAAGUCGCCGAGGCGCUCAAGACGGUCGACCGCGUCGAAUCUCUCUAUGCAACGCGCGCAGACAUGAUCCGCGCCAACCCAAAAUACGCUUCGGCGGAAUUCGAACAACGGCUGGAUGCGCUGAAUGCCUGGUGCACAAUUACACGAAGCCUGGUUAUGCAGCACAAGAUAUUGGCCGAUUGGACCGGAUCCGACAAGCUGCUCUUGCACGCUGAGGCAAAGGACACGCAGAAACAGCAGAUUUCGUUUGUCGAGCGCAUCCUCAAAGAGUCGGCUUUGCAGGACACCUUUGACAAACGGACCUUGUCGGCCCUGCAUUCGCUGCUGCUCAAGGCAAAAGGCACCAUGGUGGCCAACAAUACGAUCUUCAAGCAGAUGAAUCUGCCGCCAUUUAUUUUGGACCUCAGACGGCUAGCAACAUUUCCAACGUCGCUCGUCCAAGAGGCGCUCAAGAUCCGCUUGGAGUACAAGGACAGGAUCAACGAGGCGCCCAAGCCGAUGGUGGACACGAUGAUGGAGGACUACCGCGGCCUGAUCACCCUGGCGUGCCGUGUCAAGCUGCAGUACGAGGAUCUGGCGAAUCCUGCGCCAGGUUGGGAUUUGCAAGGUGACACGUUCAUUGACGAGAACUAUGACGCUGUGCUACUCGAGUCGGUGCGGUCGUACUUUAAACUGAUUGCAUGGAAGCUCGCGAACGAAAAGGAGAACACACUCAAGGAAUGUGAUGUCCUCGAAAAAGAAUGGGAGUUCCUCAAGAGCACCGUGUGUCAGGCGGUCGAAACGAUUGACUGGGAGUGUGCUGAACAAUUUUGCUCGUUCACCAACCGACUGUUGGCUGAUCUCAUGGCCGACUUUAUGACGAGUCUUGACACGGCUGGUGCUGACAACGACGAGGAUGUCGAGUUCAAGUACACCGAAUUGCUGCACACAAUGCGCAUGCGUGCACGCAAGCUACUUCAAUUUUCCAGAUUUUUCCUGGGCCAAUUCGAGAAUGCUGCAGAGUAUGCCAUCGACGCGGAAGACACCAACCAGUUUGUCCAGCGCCUGUGGGAGACAGGCCAUUUCCUCGUCUACACCGAGUCCUUUGAGGAAGAGCGCAUCUACAUUAUAGCAUCACCUUCGUUGUAUGGCCGUGAGGAUGCCAUUUCGCCACUGCUGCGGUCAUCCUUCCAGCGUGAGCAGCUGAUGGUUCACACACCAGGGACCCCAGGAGGCACCACCAACGCCGAGCAGUAUGAGGAUUAUGUCCUCGUGUUCUCGCCCUGGCAAAACAUUAUCUGGAGAGGCGACGUUGUGCGCAUGCCUGUGCCCUUUGUCCCUCUGGGCAUCAAGGCGCGACGGGCACGACUGGUCACUGGCGAUACGCGACGCCUGAACUCCAUCAAAUCCAAAUUCCUCGCCUUGCUGCAGCAAACAUCGGGCAUCAGUCCUGUGCAAGAGCAUCGCGCCAACAUUCCCAAGAUCAACAAGGAAGUGACAAAGAUCAAAAUGAGUGUACUCAAGCUGGCGAACUUUACCGUCGACAGUGUUGCCGUGAUACGCGACAAGACACAGCAAAACUUGCAGGAACUGGUCGAAGAAUGUUUCAGCUUUGCCAGUGACUUUGGCAUGCGUGCAGCUCGGUUCUUGGAGAUCUCGGCACGCCAGCAGCUCGACUUGAAGCUGGUGCGGUUAGCAAUUGAUUGGAUCUGCUUUAUCACGGACGAAUGCAUUCCUACAGAACGCAAGACGUUUCGUUGGGCUGUGGCAGCGCUUGAGUUUGGCCAUCUGAUGACGCGUGGCACCAACAUUUUGGCAUUGACUGAGGACGAGUUUGCUACCUUACAAAGCCGCGUCGCUAAAUGUAUUGCUCUGCUUAUUUCACAUUUCGAUGUCCUGGGCACUCGAUCACGGUCGCACGAGCUCGAAUUGCUUCGCGAGGAACGACAGCGCAAGCGUGGCGUCACUGCAAAACGCAAUUCGUACAUGACCAGCAAGCGGUUGGAGGACAAGGAUGCCAUCACAACGGCUACAUAUGGUAGCGAAACAGGCUCGUCGGCAGGUGGCCCACCGGGUAUCACCUUUAUCCGUGACGAAUGGAUGCGCAAGAUUCACGAGCUGGAGGAUACCCGCAAUAGGCAAGAGCGCGAAAACAAGGUUGUGGGAAAGGUGCUGAACGAAAAGAGCUCCGAGGACAAGUCCUUGAUGUACUUGGCUCCAUCGUCAUCCAACAUCUCGUUCCGGUGGCAGCAAGGUCGCUUUAUCGGCUCGGGCACAUUUGGCUACGUGUAUCUGGCUAUCAAUCUGGACACGUCAACCGUGAUGGCCGUCAAGGAAAUCCGAUUCCCUGACUCUAGCUCACUCUCUGCGUUGCACAAGGCGAUCAAGGAGGAGAUGAAAGUCAUGGAGAUGCUCAACCAUCCCAACAUUGUGCAGUAUUUCGGCAUGGAGGUCCAUCGCGACAAGGUGUUUAUCUUUAUGGAGUACUGUGAGAACGGCAGCUUGGGUGCGCUUUUGGAGCACGGUGGACGGAUCGAAGACGAAUUCUAUAUUGUCAAUUACGCUCACCAACUGCUCAAAGGCCUUGCGUAUCUGCAUGAGAACAAUGUUGUCCAUCGUGAUAUCAAACCAGACAAUGUUUUAUUGGAUUACGAGGGUAAUAUCAAGCUGUCCGACUUUGGUGCAUCCAAGAUCCUUGCCAAGGGCCAAAAGACCAUGAACAAGACGACGAUGAGCAUGAAUGUCAACAGUUUGGCGGGCACACCCAUGUACAUGGCACCCGAGGUGAUCACGGGCGGCGAGACGGGACGCAAGGGAUCGAUGGAUAUCUGGUCACUCGGAUGCUGUAUUGUGCAAAUGGCAACAGGAAGACGGCCAUGGAGCACGCUUGAGAACGAAUGGUCGGUCAUGUACCACGUCGUGACAGGCCACCCGCCUCUGCCGGAUGCUUCGCAGCUAUCGCACGAAGGCAUUGAUUUUCUCAAGAAAUGCUUCACACGCAACCCCACCAAACGACCUACUGCGCAAGAGCUGCUGCAACAUCCAUGGAUCACCUCGUUCUUGGAAGACAACGUCCAGACGACAGCAGCAUCGUCUAUUCCUCUAGAGUGGCAGAGCGCUGUCAUGAACGGCAGCAGCGAGUCCAUCCACCUCGGCACCGAUCGGCCUCUGGUCCGAAGUAUUCCCAACAGCAUCGCCAUCACGGGUACAGCCAAUGGCAUCUCACGCGAAGAAGCUCAGCUCUACUUUCGCUCGGUCGAGGACGGUACGGAUCGGCCGUCGUCGUCGUCGUCGUCGUCGCUACAUGUCAGAGACUUUGCCCCAUUUCCUCCUUCAUCCUCUGCAUCUUCAUGGAGCAGGCGGAACAGUGCAGUGAGCACCAGCACUUCAGGAAGUCUGGUGCGCAGUGUCGAUGAAAACAGUCUUAGCAGGCCAGUAUCUCCAUUAUAGCAUUCUUAUUCUUCCGUUCACACACAAAUGCACCUUCUCUCUCCUCUAUUCCCUUUAGUAAUCAAUCAAUAACCACCCGCAAUUCAACCAACACACACACACACUCCUGCAAAGCAGCACUUUUCUAGCAUCAUUUUUUCUUUCUCCCUCACUCAACUUUCCACUACCACCACACUGUAUCUAUUUUAUUGUUUAGUAUUAUAAAAAAAGAAACCAAGCACCCGACAAAACGAGAGAUAAUACCCCCCCCCACACCACCCAACC